UAUAUCAGAAUCACAUAUUAGCAAACUAUAAAGAAAUGAAGACUAAUGCAUCAAUGCACUAACUAUCAUAAUCGUUUAUUAGCUUGCCGAUAAGUAAAGAGGACUAAAGCAUCAGUGUACAAUCAUAAUCACAUAUUAUAGCUCAAUUUUAUUGACGGCUCGAAGACAAAGCCGUCUAUUUCUUAAAACAAAAUUUUGCAGCUACAAUCACAAUCUAAACAACAACAACAACAUAAGUAUAUAAUCUCACAAGUGGGGUUUGGAGAGAAUGGAGUGUACGCAAUCUCAACCGUACCUUGUGAAGGUAAAGAUAUUGUUUCAAAUAGAUACCUCGGCUCAAGUAAAACAUAUCAAAUGAGAAAUGGAAAGGGAACACAGCCACUAUUCAAAUUAAGAAUAGGAUGUUAGAAGCUCCGCGUAAAAAGACCAGCUCGAUCCAACAAUGAUGAAUCGAAAUGCAAAUUAAAUUUAACUGACAGUACAAAAAAUCUGCAGAUUAAAGGAAAUUUUUCUCAUAUGAUCUUUUCUCCUUCUAGUCCCUCUUCUAGUAUCACAAACAAACCAAACCUUAAGUUAGAUCUUUAAAAUGAUUUAAGACAAGAGUAAUGAGCCAUAAAAAGAUAGCUUUGAUCCAAAUAACUUUUCUCAUUCACGUAGGAUGAAAAACCAAACAAAAAACAAAAAAAGAAAAGUGAAGAGAAACCAUCCACUAGAUAGUGAAUGUAUGUACCAAAUCACUCAAAAAGAUGCUGGACCAAAACAUUUCAAAAUCAUAAUAUGGAUCCCACUUGUAAAGUUACGACUAUUUUCGUUUGUCAAGAAGUGGGGAAGCCUUAGCAGGUCCUAUUUCGAAAGUAUAAUGAUGGUUUGCAGAAUUUUGUGCCAUCAUAAGCUAUGAUUCAACCAGAGAAUGAGGCAGACAUACCAGUACACAUGAAGAUGCAGAUAACCAUGUGGUCAUUUUUCAUUCUUCUGACGGGGCUGCUUUCUAAAGAAACAACACAAGUUUCAGCAUUAAGAAUAUGGUCAUCAUCAGCAAAAUUAUCUUCACAAAGGCCUGGAUGCCCAGAAAGAUGUGGCAACGUAACCAUUCCUUUUCCAUUUGGACUAGGAAAAGGGUGUUACUUCAAUGAAGCAUUUAAAAUGAGCUGCGAUAACGACACUGCAUUUAGUCAUAAUAAUGGUAUGUAUGUGCAACACAUAUCAAUGGACUCCAUCACGGUGGAUAUUACUUUAGUUUCAAACCCGUACAACAAAUCAUCUGGAAUGAACAUUUACAGUGAUGAAAUUCUUCAAGGAACUGGCAACGAGUAUUUCAGUUUCUCCAACAAGAACAAGUUUGUAGCCAUUGGGUGUGACGUUUAUGCUAAUGUCAAAGAUUCAGACACUGGUAGCAGUGUCAGCGGAUGUGCUUCUUACUGUGACAACUCCACUAAUAAUGUUUCAUCCUAUUCAGCUUCAUCAUCAUAUUGCACUGGGAAUAACGGUUGUUGUCAGUCUGAAUUUUCAAAAAUAAUACCAAGCCAGUUCACUAUGACCAUACAAACGAUGAACACGGAGAACACAUCGUGGAGAUCUAGCAAUUGCACCUAUUACUUAAUCAUGGAAAAGGGCAGUUCCGAGUCUGACUUCACUGAGUUACGUGGUAAGUGCAAAGAAGAUGAUCAUUACCAAGGAAGGAUGGUGCUGGACUGGGUGAUUGGAAAUGUUAGUUGCGACAAAGCCAUGAGAAGGCCAAAAGAUUAUGCAUGUAGAAAUAACAGUAGGUGUGUCAAUGACACUUCUAGACCUGCUGGGGGGUACCGAUGUGAUUGCUCUCCUGGUUAUCAAGGCAACCCUUACCUCCUUCAUGGAUGCCAAGACAUCGACGAGUGUACAAGUCCAAAAAGGAAUCGUUGUCCCAAAAAUACUCUCUGUAUUAAUACUCCUGGCGGUUACCAUUGUGACUCAAAUAAUGUGAGACAUAUGCUAGCUAAACAACUCUCCAUAGGUAUUGGAGCAGCAAUUACUUUUGUAAUCCUGGUUGCAGUUUGUCUUUGGCUACACAAAUGGCUCCAGAAGAGGGAAGAAAAAAAAGCUAAACAGAAGUUUUUCAAGAGGAAUGGUGGAUUACUUUUGCGACAAUGUAUUUCCUUAAAUGGAGAAAGUAGUGGUGGAUCUUUGCCAAAGCUCUUUUUGAAGGAGGAGUUGGAGAAAGCAACAGACAAUUUCAAUGAAAUUCGAAUUCUUGGUAAAGGAGGAGCUGGGACUGUUUACAAAGGAAUGUUAUCCGAUGGAAGCAUUGUAGCUGUGAAGAAGUCCAAUGCAGUGGAUAAAGAUCAAAUUGAACAGUUUAUAAAUGAGAUACUCAUACUCUCGCAAAUAAAUCACAGACACAUUGUAAAGGUACUUGGUUGUUGCUUAGAAACUCAAGUCCCAUUAUUAGUUUAUGAGUACAUCUCGAAUGGAACCUUGUCAUCCCAUAUUCAUGGAAACCUCAGCCACAGUUCUAACCCUACUUUCUCAAAGUCUGAGUUGGAUGAUCAGAUUCUUCUGCACCCAGCAGUAAUAUUAUCGUGGGAUCAUCGGGUGCGAAUUGCUGCAGAAAUAGCAGGGGCACUAUCUUAUAUGCACUCAUGUGCUUCUACUCCCAUUCUUCACAGAGAUAUAAAAUCAAGCAACAUAUUACUAGACGAUAAUUUUAGAGCAGUGGUUUCUGAUUUUGGACUAUCGAGAUUGUUGUCUGUUGACAAGACUCAUUUAACAACAAUGGUAGGGGGUACAUUUGGUUACAUAGAUCCAGAAUACUUCCGCUCAGGUCAACUUACAGAAAAAUGUGAUGUCUAUGCCUUCGGUGUAAUUCUUGCAGAGCUUCUAACAAGUCAAAGAGUUGUCACUUCAAACCAACCAGAAGAUCCAGGUUUGGUUAUCCGUUUCACAUUAGCAUUGAAAGAAAAUCGUAUAAUUGAGAUUGUAGACCCUGAAAUUGUAAAAGAAGUUGAGGAUGAACAUAUGAUUCUUGCUGUGGCCAAACUUGCCAAGAGAUGCUUAAAUUUUAAUGCAAGGAGAAGGCCAUCCAUGAAGGAGAUGGCAGCUGAACUUGAACAACAAGUAAAAAUGAGGCAAGAUAUGCCUCAUACUGAGAGUUUUCAAGAUAUCAUUUCACGAAAAAGUGAAAGUUCAUGUAGUCAUACUUCUGAUUGUACAGAAGAAGAUCAUCAGAACUCAGUGUCUCGCAAUGAAAUGCAUUAUGACAGAAAGGGAAGUUUGUAACUUUUAUAACUUCAACUUUUAUCUUUUAUAAUUGUAAUGACGAAGUAAUUGCAUGUAUGGACACAUAAUCAAAUGACGAUUAACAUGAUUUACAUUAAUAUUCAAGUCGUAUAUAUGAUGAAAUUUUUUGUUAU
Messenger RNA from Solanum pennellii, 3386 nucleotides. RefSeq names its product wall-associated receptor kinase-like 1. Gene Ontology annotation, molecular function: polysaccharide binding; protein serine/threonine kinase activity; calcium ion binding. Gene Ontology annotation, biological process: cell surface receptor signaling pathway; protein phosphorylation. The coding region runs from base 895 to 3252 and encodes 785 amino acids. Lineage: Eukaryota; Viridiplantae; Streptophyta; Magnoliopsida; Solanales; Solanaceae. Gene Ontology annotation, cellular component: plasma membrane. The transcript is spliced from 4 exons. The record is from RefSeq and is a predicted model, not a curated record.